AUGAGUGAGUUUACUGAAACGGACAGUCAGUUGGCUUCGGUUAAUGUGACUGGAGCAGCAUUACCAAAUACAGGUGAAAGUUCCAAUAUAUGGAAAGAAACUAUAUCAGAUGGCAUAGAAUUUGCAGAAAAUUGUGUCAUAUCUGAACAGCCAGUGAGUAAUACAGAUAUUAGUUGGCAGUCAGAUGAUACUUUUAAGAACCAAGAGUCAAAAUUUGAUGAUAAGAGGGAAGUUUGCGGCAGGAGUGUCGAUAAGUUGCCAAGUGGUCUAACAACAUCAGCAGUGGUAAUUAACAAAGAAGUCCCUGUGGACUGCAGCAUCGAUUCUGAUACAACACCACUGUUGAACGAGAGGCAUUCUUCUUUGAGUUCUUGCACAGAUGUGACUACGGAAGGUGAAACUUCAGAGGCAUCUUGUGACUGCAGUUAUCUAGGCAGCAGGGACAGUGAUAGCAGUUCUUCAAAUACUAUGUUAACAGCUAGUCAGGCAAGAGAAAACCUUAUGGUGCCAGGCUCUAUCCGUGUGCCUAUUGUUGGACAUGAAACACUGGAGUCACGCUCAAAAUUUACAGUAUUCAAAAUCCAUGUGAUGAUAGAAGAUGACAAAGCAGGAUGGUUUAUUUUUCGAAGAUAUACAGACUUUGUGCACCUUAAUGAUCAGCUGACGAGACUGUUCCCUAACUUCCGUCUGGCCCUCCCACCCAAGCGCUGGUUCAGAAACAAUUUUGAUGUAGAAUUUCUUGAUGAGAGGGUGCUUGGCUUGCAGGCAUUUGUAGAUAAUGUCACAGGUCACCGGGACAUUUGUAAGAGCAAACCAGUCAGAGAUUUCUUUUGCUUUGAUGAUCCUCCUGGCCCUUAUGAUAGCCUUGAGGAAAGCAGAGCACAGUGUGAAAGCAUGGAGGAGGUACUCUACUCUCUCAGGGAGGAAGUAAAUGAGAAAGACAAAGAAAUAGACAUUUUGAAGGAGGAGCUAGACUUGUACAAGAACCAGGUGCAGCUGUUAACAAAUCGUCUUAGUGAACUGAGCAGACGCACAAGUUUUGAGACAUCUGACAAGCACCGUUCCCCACAUGGUGACAGAAAAAUUAAUAUUGAUGCAUUGUUACAUUCUGGAGAAAAACUCAUCACAAAUAAGUUGAAUACAGUCAGUGAACUCAAGUAA
Candidula unifasciata is the source of this 1161-nucleotide messenger RNA. The record is from the annotation of a GenBank genome assembly. Lineage: Eukaryota; Metazoa; Mollusca; Gastropoda; Stylommatophora; Geomitridae.